Molecule: messenger RNA, 606 nt
Organism: Alternaria viburni
Lineage: Eukaryota; Fungi; Ascomycota; Dothideomycetes; Pleosporales; Pleosporaceae
Exons: 2
Coding region: 1-606 (201 amino acids)
Biological process (GO): transmembrane transport
Molecular function (GO): transmembrane transporter activity
Source: RefSeq, a predicted model, not a curated record
AUGAACGAAAAAGCUACAGACGUCGCUCCCCCUCCCGAACAUGACCGACCAUCCGACCCACCACCAUACUCCCUCUUUACCCGUAGCGAAAAACAAUGGAUAGUCUUCCUCGUCGCAUACGCGGGACUCUUCUCCCCUCUCAGCAGCUUCAUCUACUAUCCCGCACUAUUCAACAUCGCCGAGGAUCUCAACAUCACACUCACCAUGGCCAAUCUUCCGAAUGUAGCGCCCAGCCUCGGUCCCGUUUUGGGUGGCAUACUCGUCCAAUACGCCGGAUGGCCUUGGAUCUUCUGGACGCUUGCGAUACUAUCCAGCGUUAACUUCUUCAUACUCGCCAUUACGCUCCCAGAAACCGCUCGCAAGAUCGUUGGAAACGGUUCGAUCAUGCCCACACGCCUUUUGAACAAGUCAUACUUGACGCAAGUAAAGCUCAACUCAAAGAAGUCGUCAGUAACGAGCUCCGAGAGUGAGAUCGAUGGUCAGCCGAUGCGAAUGCCCAGUCUCAAGCCCUGCUUCAAAGCACUCUGGCAGAAAGAGAACGCACUAAUCAUGCUAAUCAACAGACUGUUCUACAUAACUUUAAGAAGAGGUAGUAAGCGCGAUUAA